AUGUCACUCGUCGUACGUGCUCUCCUCGUCUCAGUACAGGCAAUAGGCAAUCAGCUUGCAUGUACUCCGCCCAAUGCAACUAAUGUCAAAACUCGUUACCAUACAAACGAGCCGUACAUUCUCCAGAUGGCCCCCCUCAUGUUCAAGAUACACACCACUCUACUCUGGCUUUGCGCCCUCUUCGAAGCCAUCUCAGCCAUCAACUUCUAUGUUCCAUGCCUGCCAGUCCAAGUAGAGCCAUUCUUCAGUUCGACCACACGGCCCAUUUCUUCUAUUACACCACUCUUCAUGAUCGGUGUUCUCGUAUCUCUCUCAGGCGUCCUUAUCCGUCUCCGCUGUUUCCGCGAACUAGGUCACCUCUUUACCUUUGAUCUCACUUUCCACCCUGAACACAAGCUCGUCACUUCCGGAUUCUACCGAUAUGUCCGACACCCUUCUUACACAGGAUCGUUAUUGCUCGUUGCAGGACUUGCUUUAUCGCAUUGCACCCGCGGCAGCUGGGCGCGGGAGUGCGGGCCUCUUGGUCAGAUGAGUGCUGUGGUCCUAGGUACCGGUUGGUGUAUUUGGGCCAUAUCAGUUUGCAUCAGCAGAGCCUACGCCGAGGACGGCGAACUCAGAAAGAACUUCGGUGCCGAAUGGGAUGCCUAUGCGGCUAGAGUCCCAGCAUGGUUUUUCCCUGGAUUAUUGUAG
Serpula lacrymans var. lacrymans S7.9 is the source of this 690-nucleotide messenger RNA. RefSeq lists its product as uncharacterized. The transcript has 2 exons. NCBI's taxonomy places the organism in Eukaryota, Fungi, Basidiomycota, Agaricomycetes, Boletales, Serpulaceae. The record is from RefSeq and is a predicted model, not a curated record. The coding region runs from base 1 to 690 and encodes 229 amino acids.